Molecule: messenger RNA, 551 nt
Organism: Rhipicephalus sanguineus (brown dog tick)
Lineage: Eukaryota; Metazoa; Arthropoda; Arachnida; Ixodida; Ixodidae
Exons: 4
Coding region: 68-514 (148 amino acids)
Source: RefSeq, a predicted model, not a curated record
CAAAGGCAUUUGCCCUGUUUUGUUUUCGGAAAGCGAGUAUACUUUCGCUUCAAGCGGCACACCGAACAUGCGAAUUCGAUCGGUCCCGCUCUUCGUUCUAGGAUUCAGCGUCUUAUUUCAGCUGUUGGAUGGUGUGGCCGGAGAGCAAUGCCAGAAGAAGAUCUGGAGACGACUUGGGCUCACGGGGUUCCUGAGUGGGUGCCGGUACUGGUGCAGAGGGUUCUUGCCCAGGAUCGGUUAUGAAAAAGAUGGGACACCCUGUACCAGGUUUUUCCGAAGCGGUGUCUGCCGAAACGGCAGCUGCAUCACGGAUGUCCCACCCGAUCCGAGUCUGCAAACAACCAGCGGCACGCCUGGCGGGCAAAACAGCCGGGGUGUCGCCCAGUCGACCGGCGGUGACCGAAGCACCGUAGCUACUAGGGUGGCUACCGUAGCCGCAACGAACUCCACUGGAUGGGUACAAGCCAAUAAUGGAACCGAAAGCAGCGCUGCAUUAAUGGCGUUGGCGAAAUGAAUGAGGAAGACCACGUGACAACGCCGUGGCGAGUCAG